This is a messenger RNA of Pieris macdunnoughi, 807 nucleotides long. NCBI's taxonomy places the organism in Eukaryota, Metazoa, Arthropoda, Insecta, Lepidoptera, Pieridae. The record is from the annotation of a GenBank genome assembly.
AUGUUUCUUCAUUUUGGAAUAUUACUUCUUCUGUCCCAAGGACUCCUUGGCGAAGUGGACGUUUCGGAAGCUAUAGAUGGAGACAGCCGAAUAAUCGGUGGCCAAGAUGCCACUCCAGGCAUAGCUAAGUACCAAGUUUCAAUUCGUGUUCAUGAAAAUGGUACAGAAGUGCACCAUUGCGGAGGAUCUAUUUUAAACGAAGAGUACGUGUUAACGGCCGCCCAUUGCGUUUAUAACGAAAAAAUUGAAGAUUUGUCAAUGGUCGUUGGCAGUCACACGAUCGAUAAAGGCGGCGACCGUUACAAGAUUAAAAAAUUAAUCCCUCAUGAGAAUUUUGAUAAACGCAGUGUAAAGAAUGACAUAGGCAUCGUACAUAUCGAAGGCAAAUUCAAAUUCAGCGAUAAGGUUCAACCAAUUGAGUUGUUAAAAGCAAUGGCACCCAUUGGAAAGAAAUGUCUCUUGACUGGCUGGGGAUACGUAGACUAUAUCAAAUAUAUUAAACCAAACCAUCUUCAAAUGUUGGAGCUCGAAACAAUAAGCAAUGAAGACUGCAGUAAACGAUUAAGAUACGCGCAUAUUCCACGGCAAUUAUGGCAAGUAGACGCCGGACAACUCUGCGCUAAGCACCCGAACCACAAAGGUGGAUGCUAUGGUGAUUCUGGUGGAGCUCUCGUCAUUCAGGACGAUAAGAACAAAACUCUUCAAAUAGGAGUCGUGUCCUAUGGAAUUCCCUGCGGCAAAGACUUUCCUGAUGUAUAUGCUUCAGUCCAUGGUUACUACGAUUGGAUACAGAGCAAAAUUAAAUGA